GGCGUCUGGGGUUCGCCGCGGCGCCGGGAGGACCCCUUCGUGAAGCACCUUCAGAAUUGGCCUCAUUUAACCCUGGGAGUAUCCAGACCGGGCCUCUUGAGGAGCUCCCGGGACGAGGGCGCACUAAUUAAUCCCGAGAGAAGGGUCGCACAAACCUGGUUCGAGUACCGGCUCCGCCGCCCUUUGGUCUUUGAUUUCUCACUUAACGGCUCGGCGUCUCAGUUUCUUCAUUUGUAUGAUGAAGCUGGUAAUUCUUGUCUUACAUGGUGGUUGUGAGAGUUAAAUGAGGCAGUAAGUGUAAAAGUUAGAACGAUACCUGGCACCGUCUAGAUCCUGGAUAAGCUGUAGUUAACUGCUCCAUCCGGGCUCGCCCGCCCCAGUUUCCAGUGUCAGAGGUGACUGAGAAGGUUACUUGGCUACUGGAGGCUGCUACCAAAAAGGGGGUACGUGGAUGGGGAAGAUGAAGAUCAAGUUUUGGACCUGAGACUCAUUGGGUGAUGAUUCCAUCGAGAUCAACUUGUAUGAGCAAAAGGAAUCUGCUAUAACUGAGGAAAUUGAGGCAACGAGAUAUUAAGUAACUUUCCUGGCUGUGUGGCAGAGUCUGCAAUUUGAACAGUUUGAACCCAGGAGGUCUACAGAGCUAUACCAGCUUUCUUUCGGCAAUUCGAACUUAUUGCAAACUCCGACUUCUUUUGAUUCUACAUAAGCCCCUAUGUCUCCAGCAGCCUCUAAAGCCCAGGAGUCCAGUGAAUCAUCAGAUAAAUUCAUGACCGAAAAACAGCAAGAAGAAGCAGAAUGGGAAAGCAUAAAUGUACUGUUGAUGACACAUGGCUUAAAACCUUUGUCCCCAGUCAGAAGAGCAGAUCUAAAAGAUCUUAUCAUUUUUGACAAACAGUCAUCACAAAGGAUGAGAGAGAAUUUUCAAACAUUGGUGGAAGACGCAGCACGUCAACAGAACAUGAUACGGGAGCUCAUAGAAACUAAUCAGCAGCUUAAAAAUGAACUUCAGCUGGAACAAAGGCGAGCAGCAGAUCAGGAACAACGAGCUAGUGACUUGGAACAAAUUAUGGAGAGUGUGAAAUCCAAAAUUGAUGAAUUAGAGAAUGAAUCCCUAAAUAGGGUUUGCCAGCAACAGAAUAAAAUAACAACUCUUCAAAAGGAGCACACAGCUUUACAGGUAAAAUGCCAGCGUUACAUGAAAAAGCGAAUGGAGCAACAAGAGACUAUUGCUUCUCUGCAAAAGAAUAUCUAUAGAUUAACAAAGGAGGAAGAAGAGCGCAUUGUCACUCAAAACAGAGUGUUUGCCUAUCUCUGUAGAAGAGUUCCUCAUAGUGUCUUGGAUAGACAGUUGCUUUGCCUGAUUGAUUAUUAUGAAUCUAAAAUUAGAAAAAUUCAUCAGCAAAGACUAUGGAAAGAAGAUGAAAGUCAGUCAGAAGAAGAAAAAGACCAUACAAGCCUGGAUGCCUCACCAAGUUAUAAAGGCCUCCUAAUGUCAUUACAGAAUCAACUCCAGGAAUCGAAAUCCAGGAUUGAUGUACUUUUAAGUGAAAAGCUGAACCUCCAAAAAGAUUUGGAAACCAGGCCCACACAGCAUGAAUUAAGACUUUAUAAACAACAAGUGAAGAAACUGGAAAAAGCCCUUAAGAAAAACAUCAAAUUACAGGAGCUUAUCAGCCAAAAAAAGGCUGAGGACCCAGAGAAGAAAGGUGAGGAGCCCAGCAAAGAGAACCAGCAACAGGCCCUCAUUGAUCACAGAUACUUUCAGGUGCUGUGUAGCAUCAAUUCAAUUAUUCAUAAUCCAAGAGCUCCAGUAAUAAUUUAUAAACAGAGCAAAGGAGGAGCCCAACAUUUUAAUAAAGGUUUUGUUCAAGAUUGUGGAUUUGAGCAUCUUAUUCCUAUAAUAGAAAUGUGGGCAGAUCAACUGACAUCCCUGAAGGAUUUGCAUAAGUCCUUGAAAAUACUGUCUGCACAGCUGGUGCCUUGGCAUAAUUUAAAGAAGCAGGAUGAAAAUGAAGGUGUUAAAGUGGAAGAUCUUUUGUUUAUAGUAGAUACCAUGCUGGAAGAAGUUGAAAAUAAAGAGAAGGACAGUAAUAUGCCAAACUUUCAAACUUUACAAGCUGUUGUUUCUCACUUCCAAAAAUUGUUUGAUGUGCCUUCUUUGAAUGGAGUCUAUCCUCGAAUGAAUGAAGUUUAUACUAAGCUUGGAGAAAUGAACAAUGCUGUAAGAAACCUCCAAGAACUCCUAGAACUAGAUAGUUCUACUUCAUUGUAUGUGCUGGUAAGCACAGUUGGAAAAUUGUGUAGGCUGAUUAAUGAGGGCAUGAAUGAACAGGUUAAGCAGGUAUUGGGACCUGAAGACCUCCAAAGCAUUAUCAACAAAUUGGAAGAACAUGAGGAAUUUUUCCCAGCAUUUCAGGCAUUUACUAACGAUCUACUUCAAGUCUUAGAAAUUGAUGAUGUGGAUGCCAUUGUACCUGCAGUAAAGAAAUUAAAAGUACUUUCAUACUGAAAAUGAAUCAAAUCAUUUUUACUGUGUAAAUUGCAUUUUUAGGCAGUCUAAAUAUUUUAUAUGGUUAAUCUUAUUCGGAGACAGGAACUAAAAAAUUUAUUCACUCUCAGAAUUCGCCUUGUCUUAGAAUUGGUUCCCUCUCUAUCCAUACAAUUUUUUUUUUUUAACUUUUUAGGUUUUUAUACAGAAAACAGUUACUGAAUUAAUUGGACUUUAGAUCGCCCUAAUUGCUUCUUAAACAAUUCUUGAUUGAAUUAUGUCUCCAAAAAACUGUGUGUAUCAACUUGGUUAGGCCAUGAUUCCCAGUAUUCUGUGGUUGUCCUCCAUUUUGUGAUUCUAAUUUUACGUUAAGAGGAUUAGGGUGGGAUUGUAACACCACCCUUACUCAGUUCACCUCCCUGAUCAAAUGUAAAGGGAGUUUCCCUGAGAUAUGUCCUGCACCACCUUUUAUCUCUCAAGAUAAAAGGAAAGGGAAGCAAGCAGAGAGUUGGGGACCUCAUACCACCAAGAAAGAAGCACCAGGAGCAGAGCGUGUCCUUUGGACCUGGGGUCCCUGUGCCUGAGAAGCUCCUCCACCAGAGGGAGAGUGAGGACAAAGACCUUCCUCCAGAACUGACAGAAGGAGAAAGACUUCCUCUGGAGCUGAUGCCCUGGAUUUGAAUUUCUAGCCUACUAGACUGUAAGAAAAUAAAUUUCUCCUUGUUAAAGCCAUCCACUUGUGGUAUUUCUGUUAAAGCAGCACUAGAUGACUAAGACAAGGAGCUAAAAUAUAAGGUUCUUUUAAAGUAGAAUGUGUAAGUAAAAGAGAAACUUAGGGAAAGAUACUGCAAGUAAUAGAAAGAUUGCAUUGGAGUUUAGGGUUCAGGGAAACAGGAAUGCCAACGGCUCUCUUAAGUCCUGCCAGUAGGAAGCUAUUGCUUUCCUGGCAAGGAUUAAAUGGCACAUUAUAUUAAGAUAGGUCUCAUGGCAGUUGGCCUUUCAAAGCAGGAGGAAGAAACGGAAAAAAGAAAAUGUUUUAUCAUUAUGUUAGGUUAGGAAAUGAAUCAUGGGUAAAAUAGAGAGUAGAUAGAAGUCCCUCAUUUAAAAGAAAAAAAAGUGCCUUUUUGCAAUCUUGAUUAUAAUGUAUUUUUUAUAAGAUCUUAAAUAAAAUUUUUAUAAAGACUUUUCAAACAUAAUUGUCAUCAGUGACUUAUUUGUAUUACUCACAAAUAAUGAGUCAGAUUCGCUUCCUAGGCUGAGCCUUCCUUGGGCAACUGGUACACCCUUGCUACAUUUAACGUUAGAGUACUUUUCUUGCGCCUUGUGCUUAUUCUCUGUUAACAACAGUCAGUCCGACUAUCUUAAGGAACCAGUGUUCACACCUAUGAGUACAAACCACUUCAGGCUACCUCCUCCUCCUACCUUUGGUAAGUAGCAGGUCUGGGAAGACUUCUCAGUUAUUCUUGUUGCUUGUAAUGUAGAAUAUUGUAAAGCAUUUCCAGGAAGCAGCAUAGUAGGAUGGAGACAGUGAACAAGCAUCCACAUCCUUAGUGUUGUGACUUUGCCUUAGGAAGCAGAUAAUACCUUAGAUUCCUUCUGGAUUUAAAAUUCUUUGUUUUAUUAGCCUGCAAUUACAUUUAUAAUCACUAGCCUACAAUUUGUGGAAGAAUCUGUAUCUUUGAGGUAUAGAAAAAGUAUUUAGAUAUUCAGAAAGGUAAAAACUAUGAAUUGAUUAGAUUACUCUAAGGAAUUGCUGUGAAACAAUUUGGAAAUCUAAUAUUUGAAAGGAAGAAAUGUAAUUAAAAAAAAAACUUUACACCUACAAUUUCGCAGCUAGCUUAAGAGCCUACAGUUAACUUUUAGUUUAAAACAGAGGUCUUCAAACUAUUCCUCAGAGGCCUAGGGACUUCUUGAAUGUGCCUCAGGGACCAUGGAGAAAGUCAGUAGGAAGGGCUUUAGGCCCAUCCCUUAUCAGAUCCACUUUUGCCCAAUUUUAAUUAUUUACAGUAUAAGUCAGUAAGCACUGAAAUUAUUGUUUUGCUCUUAAUUUUUUUGUUUUGUUUAACAGUUUUAUUGAGGUGUAGGAGUCCUGGCGACACAGUGGUUAAGAGCUAUGGCUGCUAACCAAAAGGUUAGCAGUUUGAAUCCGCCAGCCGCUGCUUGGAAAUCCUGUGGGGCCCUUCUACUCUGUGCUGUAGGGUCACUAUAAAUUGAAAUUGCUUGACAGCAACAAGUUUCUUUUUUGUUUUGUUUUAUUUGACAUAUAAUAAACCACACAUAUUUAAAGUGUACAAUUUGAUAAGUUCUAAUACAUGUAUACACCCAUGAAAGCAUCACCAUAAUCAAAAUAAUCAACAUACCUGUCACGGCAAAAGUUUUCUCUUUGCCUAUAGUAAUCCCUCCCACUCCUUCCUAUUCCUAGGCAACAACUGAU
Messenger RNA from Loxodonta africana (African savanna elephant), 4922 nucleotides. It is a transcript of the gene CEP70, whose product is annotated as centrosomal protein 70. NCBI's taxonomy places the organism in Eukaryota, Metazoa, Chordata, Mammalia, Proboscidea, Elephantidae. Bases 713 to 2509 code for a protein of 598 amino acids. Gene Ontology annotation, biological process: cilium assembly; regulation of microtubule cytoskeleton organization. The transcript has 19 exons. Gene Ontology annotation, cellular component: centrosome. Gene Ontology annotation, molecular function: gamma-tubulin binding. The record is from RefSeq and is a predicted model, not a curated record.